Chlorella variabilis is the source of this 843-nucleotide messenger RNA. RefSeq lists its product as hypothetical. Gene Ontology annotation, molecular function: hydrolase activity, hydrolyzing O-glycosyl compounds. The transcript has 8 exons. The record is from RefSeq and is a predicted model, not a curated record. The coding region runs from base 1 to 843 and encodes 280 amino acids. Lineage: Eukaryota; Viridiplantae; Chlorophyta; Trebouxiophyceae; Chlorellales; Chlorellaceae. Gene Ontology annotation, biological process: carbohydrate metabolic process.
AUGCCUUCCGGCGGUCGGCAGCUGGCAGCACAGAAGGCGGCGGCGGCGGCGAGCAAGCUAGAUGUGGAAGCAGGCACCGCCACUGCCCAGGCCGCUGCCCAGGCCGGCGGCUGGGUCACCUCCAAAGCAGCGCUGUACGUCGCCAUCUUGGUGCUGGUCGCAGCAUCGGCAACGGCGGUUGCGGUGUACACCGGGAGCGACCAGAAUGUGUGGCUGGCCGACGGCAGCCUGCACAUCUCGGCGACCAAGGACGAGUCGGGCUACAAGUCGGGCCGCAUCAACAGCAAGGCAGGCGGCAGCUGGUUCCCGGGCAUGCAGCUGGCUGAUGGCGCCACGCUGGGCAGCCUCCGUGUGGAGGCGCGGAUACGGGUGCCCCAGCCAGGGCAGGGCAUUUGGGCGGCCUUCUGGCUGAGCCCGCCCAACUUCGCCUACGGCGGCUGGCCCCUGUCGGGAGAGAUCGAUGUCAUGGAGGCAAUCAACUCGAUGAGCAGCAUCACCCAGGACCCCGACAACGUGGUGGACGACACCUCCACGCAGCAGCCCGACCAGAAGCCCUACUCAGAUGGCUUCCACACCUAUGCGGUUGACUGGGACCGCGACUCCGUGACCCUGUCCAUUGAUGGGCUGCAGGCCAAGCGCGUGGUAAGCCGCCAGCUGGACCCUGGCGGCGGCUGGUGGACGGCUGCCGCGCCGGACGACCCGCAGGCGCCUUUCAACAUCCCCUUCUCGAUCAUCCUGAAUGUGGCGGUUGGCGGCGACUGGCCGGGCCCCCCCGAUGACAGCACGCCCUUCCCGGCCACCAUGCUGGUUGAUUACGUCAGGGUGGUCGGGACGGCCGAGUGA